Leptidea sinapis is the source of this 4183-nucleotide messenger RNA. RefSeq names its product organic cation transporter protein-like. The record is from RefSeq and is a predicted model, not a curated record. Gene Ontology annotation, biological process: transmembrane transport. The transcript is spliced from 8 exons. Gene Ontology annotation, molecular function: transmembrane transporter activity. Bases 10 to 1884 code for a protein of 624 amino acids. NCBI's taxonomy places the organism in Eukaryota, Metazoa, Arthropoda, Insecta, Lepidoptera, Pieridae. Gene Ontology annotation, cellular component: membrane.
GCUGAUAACAUGCAGGUGUCGUUCGAAUACAAAAACCCGAGAGCGCUCAGUAUCCCAGCCGUCAUGCCCAAGCAAGCACACGUGUGUGAAAGUGGUGACGCUGCAGUGGCGCUCGAAGAUGUCAAUAACGGUGGUGAUAGUGACGACAGCGGAGUGAAAGGCGAGGAACCACAGGGUGGUGGUGGAAGUGGUGAUGCUGGCUCAGCAAUGGAGGCGGUUCUGGCACAGCUCGGGCCAUUUGGAGUGUACCAGCGCUACGUGCUGUUCAUGCUGCUUCUGCCCAACCUGCUGUCACCCAUGUACUCGCUUAACUACGUGUUCACUGCAGACCGUGUGGAGUUCAGAUGCUUGGUGCCGGAAUGUGAGGGCGCUGUGCAUGAGAGUCAGUUCGAGAACCAGACGGUGCGAGACCUGCUACCCGCUGACUCCUGCCGCCGCUACCGUCCGCUGCAGACUGAGCACAACUCCUGCCAGCGAGAGCACUUCCACCCGAACGAAACCUUACCCUGCGAUCAGUUCCUCUACGAGAACCAGGACACCAUAUUUGCUGAAUUCGAUCUGGCGUGUCAGGAGUGGAAGCGCACUCUGGUGGGGACGGUGCGCAACGCAGCGCUACCGCUUGCACUGCUACUUACCGGCUACAUCUCUGAUGGGUGGGGACGGCGCACCGCGUUCUGCAUAUUCUCAGGGUUUGCGGGCGCGCUGGGCCUCCUGAAGUCAUUCACACCUAACUACGAGCUCUACGUCACCGUUGAGUUCUUCGAGGCUGCACUCGGAUACGGUUUCACCAGCGCUGCCUACGUCAUGGUGGUUGAACUGGCGCGUCCAUCAUUGCGUGCCCCGUUCGCCUGCGCCACCGGCGUGGCGUACGGGAUGGGUGGCGUACUGUUCGCAUGGAUCGCCAGCCGCCUCCAAACGUGGCGUGCCCUGCUGCGAGCUGUGCACACGCCUGCCCUGUUGCUGCCGCUCUACUGGCUGCUUCUGGAUGAGAGCGCGCGCUGGUUGCAGGUCACCGGGCGCACGCAGCGCGCGGCCGCUGUGAUCAUAAAGGCAGCCAGCUGGAACAAGGUUACUCUUCGUAAGAAGUCGGUCCUGGACGCCCUGGAGAGCGCCAACGAGAGCGGCGGUGAUGACCGUGGCGGGUGGCUAAGUGUGCUGCGGUCACGCGUGCUGAUGCUGCGAUUGGCCACUUGCAGCUUUUGCUGGGUCGCCGCCGCCUUCGUGUACUACGGGCUCACCAUCAACUCCGUGGCCCUCUCCGGCAACAAGUACACCAACUUUGCGCUCAACAUGGCGAUGGAGAUCGUGGCUUCGCUGCUCAUCAUGAUGGCGCUAGAGCGGAUUGGACGACGGCUCAGCAUUGGCACCGCGUUCCUGCUGUGCGGUGUUACGAGCAUCUCGCCCUUUUACUUGUCGGACCCGGACGCACUGAACGGGAUGUACUUCGCCGGCAAGCUGGCGGUCACGCUCGCGUUUAACUCGCUGUACGUAUUUACUGCCGAGAUGUUUCCGACGUCUGCGCGCUCCUCCGCGCUGGCAGCCGCCUCGCUCGUCGGUCGUCUUGGGUCCAUCCUCGCUCCACAGACGCCACUGCUUAGUACCACAGUCCAAGCGAUACUGUACGGCGUGGUGUCGUUAUUCGCGGCUGCCGCCGUAGCGCUUGUGCCGGAAACACGCCGCUCUCCGCUGCCGCAGAAUACCAGCGGAGCUGCACAAAUGGGCGCCGCUAGAGUAGCGAAACGGCGAACGACCACCGCACCCACCCCGCCACCAGCGCCGGCACUCACCAGAAUCACACCACGACGCCAGCCCCACGUCGCUUCCGCCACGCCAGCCACGCCAGUUGACAGUGCUCAAGCUACAGUCUCAACAUCGACGAACUGACUGUUGCGAGACCAAAUUUGAUAUGCAAUCCUAAAACUGGUUGUCAAUCAACAAGCUUUUGACAGGAGUGUGGGAUGAAGUCUAUGAAUUUCCAUGGGCAUCCCAGUGGAAGGCUCCUUUGCACAGGAUGCCGGCUAGAUUAUGGGUACCACAACAGUGCCUAUUUCUGCCGUGAAGCUGGAAUGUGUAAUCAUUAUUGUUUCGAUCUGAAGGUCGCCGUAGCUAGUGAAAUUACUGGGCAAAUGAGACUUGACAUCUUUUGUCUCAAGGUGACGAGAGCACUUGUAGAGCCGCUCAGAAUUUUUGCGUUUUUCAAGAAUCCUGAGCGGCACUGCAUCGUGAUGGAUAGAGCGUAUUAAUUACCAUCAGCUUAACGUCCUGCUCUUCUCAUCCCUUAUUGUCAUAUAUAAGAGUGAGCUAGGUUGCAAUCAAUAGUACCACCUGAUGUCGAAAACAUUGAACAGAUCACACUGGAGAUCAGAAACUACACAGAGUAUUGGCAGAUAACUCAUUGGAUCCAAAAAGAGUCAGAAGUCAGGGAACAAACUACAAUAGAAAUGCGCGAGUUAAUUAACAAUACAAUUGAAGGAGGUGAUUCACAAAACAAUUGAGAGAGAUGACUCACAAAACAAUGAGAGAGGUGACUCAAAAUAAAACUGGGUGGGCUGUGCCUCACGAUAAAAGAGAGUGAGAUGAUUACUAUAUUAUGCCCUAGUCCGAAGAAAACUGGAAACAAGCACCUGUGUCUGGAUCGUACGGAAAGUACGGACUAUUAUUAGAAAAAGUGCAGAAGGCCUUCCUAAGAUACCUGUACAAACGUUGCUAUCGAUAUUAUCCUUUCAUGUAUAAGUACAACCAAAUUUCUCUUAGGUUGUUUAGGUUUUAAUUCCCAGGAGGUCAGGCGGACUUGUGAUCAGCUAAAAAUUAUGUGUAGAAUUUUACGAGAAGACGUUGAUGCUCCAGAUCUUCAUGAGCAAUUAUGUCGUGUACGUGUCCCUAAAUUCAAUAAUCUUCGCCUACGAAAAUAUAAACUUUUCGUGGUCCCGCUUUAUCGCACCGUUGCCCGAGCCAUGGCACCUAUACCGCGUUCAUUGGCAUCUUUCAACGCGCGGACAAGAAUGCUCAAUGGGAUCCAUUCAAUGAUGGGUGGACUUCCCUAGUUUCUGAGAUACUAUAAGGUAUGCUGAGAGCAUUGAAAUUGUAUACUUAAUUAAUUAAUUCUUUAAUAUUUUUUUGUUUCGUCUAAUUAGUGUAAGUGGCACUGCCGUGCUAAUAGAACAAUAAAUAAAUAAAUGAUAAGCAAUGCAAUUAAACGUGUUGACUCACAAUACUAUCUUACUAUCUUGACUUUAACACGGCCAAAUCUAGUGUGCUCUCUAUAUGCAUAAAUGCUAUUUUAUAAAAUAAUCGUUUGUGUCUGUAUAAUAAUUAAACUUAAUUCUAUACCUGUAAAAAAAUAAUAUUUAAUAUAUCGAAUAAUGUUAUUCUAUAUUUCUCAUGUCCAAGUUACGUCAGUUGGUGCUGCCGAAGAUAGCAAGCGUCGUAAAUAUGUCGGUCUCAGUGAGUCAUACAUCUUUGUGCCGUUUGUUGUCGAGACACUUGGCCCGUGGGGCCCAGAGGCCCGGAGAAUGUAUAAAGUUCAUCUACGCACCUCAAUAGGUCUACUGGCAACCCAAGCGCUGGCAGCUAUUUUUCCAUCAAAGGAACAGCCCAGCUAUCCAACGUGGAAAUGCUACCAAUAUUCUUGGUACGCUUCCCCGUAAUAACAGUUUUUAUUUUGUGUAACCAUAGUAUUAUAAAUAUAGUUAUAAGAUAAGUUUUGUUAAUAAUAAUAAAAUAAUAAUAAUAAUAAAUUAAUAUAAAUAAUAAGAUAAAUUUAAUUAAAGAAAUGAGAAAAAAAAAGAAAUCUGUUAUAAAACUUUACUUUUGAUGGAAUGAGUAUUCUUAUCUAUAUAAUAUAUGUAAGAGAUUUCCACGUAUAUUAUAUAUAGUCACUCAUCACGAUAGGCAUUUGGACAGAUUCAGGGGACAGCGCCAGGGUGCCUCUGGAUGUGUGGCCUGACGCCGGGUGGCAGAAGGAGCUGGCCCCGGCGGCAGGCCCGCGUGUCCUGUGCGACAGUGUCGGUCCGUCUGCAACCCAGGUCGUACGAGCAUGGCUGACGCACUGAGCUGGCACUCCCACCUGCCGGCACUCCCAGCGAGUGGCGCCCAGGAUGAGUGGGAAUUUAGGAUACGUAAGCUUGCCAAGCGGCCUGCAGUUGGGUGGCAGAAAAAGCUGGCCCCAGUUGCAGGCCUUCAU